AUGGACACAUCGGCCUUCGAGGCGGCUGAUGAGCGAGGCUCACCAUCGCUGUCAGAGCUUGCUGCAUUCUUCGAUGAGGAUCUUCGACUCCCGGUGAAGGGAGCAGUGGCCAUCGUGAGACAUCUUCUACGUCUCGCGUUGCUAGUGUGGACUCUGGCAGCAUGCGUGGCUCUCUAUUGCUUUGCGCUGGCGUGGUUGUGCCUUUUCUGGGCUCAGACGCGUCUUUUCAAGCACACCUCAACAUUCAUUGACGGCUGCAUGUCAGCGACCACCGUCACUGCUGAGGCCGAGCUCAUCAACGAUCGAAUCGCCGCACCAUCCACGGAGCAUGCUGACGCGCCCGUCGCUCUAGAAACAAGCUCCCAUGAGCAACCUACUGCUAUCAUCAUUCGCUCUGGACUGUCGGCUGAGUUUGAAGAAACUGGCCGUCAGCACAAAUACAAUGCGUCGGCCCAAGUUGCACCAUGCAACGAAGAGACCAACAGCCUCGUCAUUGACGAUGCUGAAACCAUCAUUCGGGCGAUCUUACAGCGCGAGAAGGAGGUGGAGGCAGAGAUCCAGGAGCUAGUAGAUUCUGAACAUCCAACUUCUCUCGGCACCGUUACUCCACCCGCCAGCGAUCUCGAUAUCGAUCGCCUCUCCCAGGUGGUUGAUACUGGUCAUGAGUGUUCAGUCGCCACGACACGUAGUCAGGAUGGUCGGAUCGGUGUCAAAACCAACGAGUACCACAUUGUGGCCGACCAUUCAGCAGGCAAUGAUCAGAAGCAGCCCGAAGACCCCAAUGGGCACGACUUUCAGGACGCAUUCAACUCUGUUCCACGAACUGCGACCUUCAAGAUGACGAAAACCAACAACAAACCCAAGCCGCCGAUGCUUACUUACGCUGAGCAGGUGAAGGAGAAGAAGGCCCGGGAGCAAAGACUGUUCGUUGAGAAGCUCACUGCUAACAGUAUCGUCUCCACGAGUGAGCAUGAUGUCCGAAAUGGUGGCACACAAGCAGAGCACCUGCAGUGGGUGUGGAAAGAACAGGUCGUGCCCUCUCCAGUCAGGAACAAGCGUCUGACAGCCAUCACUAAGACUGUGAGGUCGCAGGCUCCAUCUAUUCCAUCUUCAACCGCUCCGAGAACACACAUGCAUCAUUCACAACAACCUACUAAGCCUAUUGCUUGGAACAACCAGAAUACUUUGACCAGCGGAGCAUCAAAGCAACCCUCGAUUUACCCACCACAUGUAAGAAGCACUCUAGAGGCGAAAGCGAGGCGGGCCGCUGUCAAUCAGCUCACGUACGAGGCGAGUGUCAAGGCCAAGGAGGCAGUACCAACUCACAAUAAUUUCGCUGCUCUUACAGAGGAUACUAUGACUAAGGAUGCACCAGAGUCAACUCGUGUCAAUGGCGAUACGUCAGACCUAGCUCCUCUUGUUAUCAGCGAUGCCGGUAAGGCUCCUAUUCAAGAGCCGCUUACGACUUUGGAGCCUGCUCGGCGGGAGCAGGUUGUUCCUGACGAUACCGCAACAAAUCCGGAACCAGACCAGCCGGAAAACUUGAGCGAAGCAUCAAACGGGCAGCGCCGCGUGUACACCGCUGAGGCAUUGAAGGCCGCCAACAUUCCAACGAUCACGGCGCACGUGAACGGCAUUGCUGAAAAGAUUGAGGCAGCAGUGGAACUCGUGGCCACUCACACGCGCUCUGGAACAGCUUCGAUAUCUCCCAAGAAGAAGAAGUACCGUACCGCUGCGAAGUCAGCUUCGAGGUGGGACAAUUUCGACGGUGAAAAGGAGCAUCCGCCAGCAAGCGACCGCAAUAUACAGGAUUUGCAAAAGGGAAACGUUGCCGUCACUGUCCCCCAAGCUCGGCUUCAUGGAGCUCCACCCGGGCUGCAAGACCGCCACGAUAGCACAAUUUCAGCCACAUUCGAUGCACAUCUUGUUGAUGCGGCUGACGAAGCCGUUGACAGGCCGGCAUUAGAUGUCAGAGAUGAAGACCAGAUACCAGCGCAUUUCUCCUCCAAUAUUGAUCUUGUUGGGUUGGAGUUCCUCCAGACACAAGCCUCUUCACACACGCCAGCCCCGAAGAUCAAUUUGCCCGGGCCUUCUCGCUCUCUGCCUAUUACCCCUGGACCACUCUCGUUCUUCGCGCCAWCCGUCGCUGCGAAAGAGAGUUCGGCAGCAAAGCCACCCGCCAGCUCUGAAUGGAGAUCUUAUCAGGAGUCCAGUGCAUUCGAUCCGUUCGCACCUGGACCGUUUCAGAACAGUUACGAUCAGGCUCCGCAGCAAUUCCAGCAACCGCAGUUUCAGUGGACAGAGCCUGAUGCUCKCACGAGCUAUGACAAUCUCUACAUGGCUAAGCAGAUCGCUCCACAGGUGACUCCACAAAUCCAUCGCCACGAAUCAAUGGGGAACUCCCCACGCAACGAUACUGAGACCUUCAGCAACCGCCGACAGUCGCUGGCAGUGCCGAUCCGCCAGCCAUCAUUUGACGUGUCGUCGGAAGAAGUUUUCUCUACCCUUGAUGCAUCUAACCCGGUGAAGAAUAAGAUCCCCCUGGGAGGGCCGCCUGGCCUAGGCGUGGCACGCUCCAACAACCGUGCCGCAUUUGAUGCUCUACUUCCUGCUGUCGAAUCACCCCCAGAGCGCACCCUCAACCUCGGAAAGUUCAUCAGCACAGCUACCACAUCUUCGGCGAUCCUAGACAAGUCGUACGGCCCUGCCUUGGGCGAGGCGGAGCCUGUUGUCACAGCUGUUCGAGCUCAACAAAUCCCACAGGCCGCUGCUCAGAACGAGCCACUGACAACGACCCAGUCGACACAUGUGGGAUACGAUGCCACAUUCCCCGAGCUACCGAAAGUAAUCGCCCCGGAUCCGCAAGUCGCUGCCGAGUCUGGUGAGAAGAAUGCGAAGAGAGAGAACAAGAAGCUGGCCCGGGCAUGUCUGAAGUCUGCCUGGGCUGAACGCGAGAUUGCCCGCCGGAAACUUGGUUCUUUCUCGCUCGAAGGUGCAAACAAUCUCAAGCAAAAGACUAUUCUUUAUCUGGAGAAGCGCUCUGUACUGCAGUCCCUCAUGAGUUCCGGCAUUCUGAACCAGGAGGAUGCGAGGCUGUUCMCAGAAUUGGGUUUGAUGGAUAUGAGUCAACCCAAGGUAUUCGCAUUGAGUGCCGAAGAAUGGCGAUCCAGGAAGCGCGAGGCCAAGACUACUGUUGCCGAAGUCGUCAACGCUGCUCCUGUUGCGGUCCAAGAGCAGUUCGACGAAACCGACUCCAUCAUCAAGGAUCUGAUCAUCGCACAACGCCACAGAGAGCAAUCGAAGGAUCGACUUAAAAUGCCMCGUCCACAGGGCAAUAUGACACACAGUACAUGGAUUGAUACGUGCACUGCGACGUGUGCGAGAGCGGACAAGCUGUACUGCCGUAAGCGUAAGAUUCUUGUGGAUGCAUACCCUCAGGGAUUGCCCACGGAGCUCGAAUUGAGGUUUCCGGACAUCUCGUUGAGAUGA
Messenger RNA from Ramularia collo-cygni, 3489 nucleotides. RefSeq lists its product as uncharacterized. Lineage: Eukaryota; Fungi; Ascomycota; Dothideomycetes; Mycosphaerellales; Mycosphaerellaceae. The coding region runs from base 1 to 3489 and encodes 1162 amino acids. The transcript is spliced from 4 exons. The record is from RefSeq and is a predicted model, not a curated record.